Molecule: messenger RNA, 4469 nt
Organism: Tachysurus vachellii
Lineage: Eukaryota; Metazoa; Chordata; Actinopteri; Siluriformes; Bagridae
Gene: zdhhc9
Product: zinc finger DHHC-type palmitoyltransferase 9
Exons: 9
Coding region: 763-1923 (386 amino acids)
Biological process (GO): peptidyl-L-cysteine S-palmitoylation; protein targeting to membrane
Cellular component (GO): endoplasmic reticulum; Golgi apparatus
Molecular function (GO): protein-cysteine S-palmitoyltransferase activity
Source: RefSeq, a predicted model, not a curated record
CUUGCUCCCAUUCACAAUCCAGCUUUCCGUCUGGCGCAGAAAAUUCCGCGAGUACAGAUCAAUCUGCGAUUUAUGAUCUUUUUAGUACUAUUUUUGCGAAAACUCAGAUGUUCUUUGAUCGUUUUUUAGGAGAGUGAUCCACGCCCCAAGAACCACAGAACAAGCUUUGUGCUCCGCGUAUGAAUGUGUGUGGAUUUUGGAUCACGCCUGUUUACUGCGCUACCUAAUGACAUGACAUGAAUGUCAGUCGGUCAAGGUCCAGUCUCCAGCUGUGGCUACAGGGUCCGUUUUUAUUAGCACAGCUUUUUUUUUUUUUUUUUUUUUACCUGAACCCAUUCUCAACGAGAUUCUUCUUUUUUUGUAUGAUUAUAUGAUUUUAAAGCUUUGACUCCUGUAAGGUUUUGCGCUUUGGACAACUGGUAUGGAAAAUCUGCGUCUCUGGAAAAGGACUGUAUUAGAAUUCCACGAAAUCAUAGCACUAUCCAGUAAGGAUUCCUAGCUUUACACCGACUCAUGUCUUACAACCCUAACAAGCAUCUGUUCGGAUGUCCACAAGCCUCCUGAACAUGUGAAUCCACGAACAUUUUGGAUUUGUCCGAAAAGCCUUGUUACUGAAAGUCUCUAAUCUGUCUGCGUUGUUGUAGCUCGGCUUUGUUUUCUUUACAGUGAUUUAGUCCUGUUCAGUACGCAGUGAUUAGUGAGAAACACAAGGGAUCUUAAAAAAAAAUCAGCUCUGAAAUAAAUAAAAAAAAAAGUAGCAGAAUGUCGGCGGUAAUGAUCCCGAAAAAGGUGACCCGUAAAUGGGAAAAGCUGCCAGGAAAGAACACUUUCUGCUGCGAUGGCCGAGUGAUGAUGGCAAGACAGAAGGGAGUGUUUUACCUCACACUCUUCCUCAUCAUCGGGACCUGCUCUCUAUUCUUCGCAUUUGAGUGCCCGUACCUGGCUGUCCACCUUUCUGUGGCUAUCCCGGUCUUCGGCGUGGUUCUCUUCCUUUUUGUCAUGGCUAUGCUGCUGAGGACGAGCUUCAGCGACCCAGGCGUGCUGCCCCGCGCCCUGCCCGAGGAAGCCAACUUCAUUGAGAUGGAGAUUGAGGCAGCCAAUGGAAGCGUCCCGGCUGGACAGCGCCCUCCUCCUCGCAUCAGGAACGUGCAGAUCAACAACCAGAUUGUCAAGCUGAAAUACUGCUACACCUGCAAGAUCUUCCGUCCUCCACGUGCUUCCCACUGUAGCAUCUGUGACAACUGUGUGGAUCGCUUUGAUCAUCACUGCCCAUGGGUUGGAAACUGUGUGGGGAAGAGGAAUUACCGCUACUUCUACCUGUUUACACUCUCUCUCUCCCUCCUUACCAUCUACAUCUUCGCUUUCGACAUUGUUCAUGUCGUACUACGAUCAGUGGACUCGGGAUUUGUGAACACUCUUAAGGAAACCCCUGGCACUGUGGUGGAGGUGCUGGUGUGCUUCUUCACACUGUGGUCUGUUGUAGGACUGACGGGCUUCCAUACAUACCUGAUCUCGCUCAACCAGACAACCAAUGAAGAUAUAAAAGGUUCAUGGUCAGGGAAAAACCGUAUCCAGAAUCCAUACAGUCACAAGAACAUCAUCAAGAACUGCUGUGAGGUGCUCUGUGGUCCCGCUUACCCAAGUGUUCUGGACAGAAGAGGGGUGAUGCUUGAAGAACCUUCGGUCUCCACUCCUUCUGGUGCUUCUGAUGCUACUGCCAACACAAACACUACUGUUCCACCCAACUCAAAAACCACAGCUCCUCUGAUUCCCAAUGAACACACUCCUGAUGAUGCCAAGCCCAGCAUCGCCACUGCCCAAAAAACCACCGCCAGCAACCCAAAAGAGGAGAAACCAUCCAGCCCAAGAGACUUGUCCCCUAAAAUCCCUGCCCCCAUUGUUGUGAAAGAGUCAGCCCACUAGAUCUCUGCUACAACUCUGUGAAUGGCGUUUCAUUAAGGAAGAUGCAUAUUUGAACAAUCCAAAGGGCCACUCGCUCUGAGAAAGACUCUGAUCAUCAGAGCAGCAUCUAUUCCUCACUGUCCAUGUUCAGGUGAAGGUCAUAUCAAGCUUGGCUGCCUUACUCAUGAAGGCAUCUGGUGGUAACACUCUCACUCUGUCUGUGAAACGCUGCAUGGCAAAAACACACAAAAAGACAAAAUAUCAAAACAUCGUCUACUUGCAAAGCUUUUCUUCCAGGAGCAUUUCUUGAUGGCUGUUCGUCAUUAAUUAACCUUCCAUAUGAUCUGAUGCAUAACACCUGUAGAUCUUUGUGCAGUGGUUAGUGAAACAGGUCCUAUGCAACAAAAACAUACAGAGGAUUUUUUUAAAAAAAAAGAGAGACCAGCCACAACUAAACAUUCAAACAGGUGAAUUUAUGUCCAACAGUAAAGUGGGAUCAACUGGACACCAUUUUCAAAUACCCAUGAUGUUCAUUUACAUUAUUCUAUCUAUGUCAGUGACACAAACUGUCUUUUGAUUUCUUAUUAAAUAUUAUUCACCAAAGUGUGGCGCUCAGAAAGAGAACUCUUGUCGACACGAACAGUGUACAAAAACGUUGCAGCUCAGUCUGCGAUGAAGGACACCGUUAGACACUUUCUGUAUGUGAGGUGUGUAUAAAUUUCAGCACAUACAUGUCGGCCUGUUGUUGACAGACGCUCAUAACAGUGCCUUAUCUGAAAGCUGCACUAUCUCAGACAACAUGAGGCCAUUUGCAGAGGAUCCUUCAAAUUCCAUUUCAAUAUACAACCCAAACAGCAUACAACGAGUAUUAAAGUGAUCUCUUUUAAAAUAGAACACUAAUGAAAAGUUGACCUGCAAAAAUAUGAAAAAUAUCAACAAAUCAAGCCAUGAUGUAAAUGUACAAUGUUUAAAAAUAUUAAGAGUUUGUGGAUUUAAGAAGGGAAAGAAUGUCCAUGAAUGCACAUUAUGGUGAUUGUCCUCCCACUUAUGACAACAAGGGAGACGAGUGACCCCGGGCCAGACCUUCCUCCCUGGUCGUCGCCGCCUUCGUCAUCACCACCAUCACCAUCCUCCUCUUCUCUUCCUUCACUUGCAGCCAUGAGUUGGCAACCUUUUUUUGGGUUGAGCAGGAUAUUCAACUCAAAGUAAAUUGAAUUUAUUUCUCACAAUCUAUUUCCAGCAUCUGUUAGGUUCACACUGAGAAACAGUAUAGAUCAACGAGGCUUAGAAGAAGAAAAAGAAGAGGAAGUGUUUACAAUGGCAGACAAAGGGAAGUGAAAUAAAUGGAUAUAAUAUGCAAGAUUAUUUUGCCGGUCAACAUAUUUAAAUCAUGCUAUUCUGUGAUCUGUGCAAGUGUCUUUCCUUUUGACACGUUUUAUUUGUAUGUAGGGUAGAAUAGACACCAUUGUGUAUGCUUCAGCUAAUGUCUAGUGGAAGAAUGUUGAAUGAGUACAAGUACCAUUUACUACAUUCACAGUAUCUUCAACUGUGUGCAAUAUGUUUUGCUAGUUAGAGCAUUUUCUUUGUCGUUUGUGGGUUUGGGAGGGGAGGUGGGAGGGUUAAUGUAUAAUUACACUUGAAAUUUUGCUGACCACUAUAACAAGACAACUUUGUGUUGAAUGAAUGAAUGCGAAGAAGGGAGCGUGCAGUAUUUCUGUUUCCUGUGGUAGGGCUUGGAGUUAAACUAUAAAUGGAUGACUAAAGCAUGAGCUCUUUUUAGAGAUGUCAAGUCAAUCAUGGAAAAGCCUUUUUUUCUUUCAAAAUUAAAGCAGCCAUUUGAAUGUUAAUGCCUGGUUUCAAGAACACUACGUUUCAUAUAACUUAAUUAUUAUUAUUUUUUUUUUAUGAAAACAUUGUGUAGAACCUUGUACUUUGAAGUUUCAAUUAGCAACAGAUGCAAGGGGAUUUAGUUAUACAUUAGUGGAGGCCUUUGACUCUUAAUAACAAUGCUGCACCUACUUAAAUGUGUAAUAUCUCUGUUAGCAAACUCUGUGCUAAUAGAGGCAAGUGCACCAUGUUCAGAUUGGGCUUUAAGAUGAUCUAGUUCACUUCUUAUUGAUUUGCUGUACAGAGUAAAAAGAUCAGUUUCUUCUUACCAAAUCAGCAUGUUCUGGUGAGUAUGUUGUUGUUGUAUGAAGGGUUAAUUUGAUAGAUGAUUGCACUGCACUGCUGUCUGUGGAAGGUCUGCUUGUUUAAUGAUCAGGCCCACUGUGCUGAUUUUGAGGUACAGCUGAAGUGAUUGAUCAUGUGAGAUAUCUUAAUCUACAAUCAGUCCUAAUGCCAAGUCAUUGUAGAAGUUAAUGUGUAUUGAAUAUUAGCAACAAUUAAGGUUUGCUCGAUAUAUAUGUUUACAGUGUAUAGUCUAUACACUAUAAUGUAUUGCAAGAUAAUUAUGUUUCUGUUCAUUUCUUUUUGUAUAAACACUGUGAUUAUCUCAUACUUUUCUUUUUACAUGCUGGAUUGGUGUGUGUAUGUAUGGUCAUUAAAUUAUACUAUAUCUUAAUAUA